AUGGCCGAACAGAACCGACCGGUCGGUCCAACGACAACGUCGCCGGAGGAGCCGGCUCAGGGGCCAGAGGCGGCCUCGGUCAUUUCUGCACAGUCUGUCGAGGUUGACGAUGUUUUCGACGACAAUGAUUCUGCGAUCGGCGAGUCUGUAGCGAGCUAUUCCUCAUCUCUCGCCGAGAGCGUGCAGAACUAUCCCAUGGAGCAUGGCCGCCGCUAUCAUGCAUACCGGUCUGGCAGGUAUUCACGGCCAAAUGAUGAGGUCAGUUCCAAGUCAUACGCUGUUUUGGAGAUGGAUCGGCUCCUGUUGCUUCACGAGAUCAUGACCAAGAUCACCGGAGGAUUGUAUCAAGCUCCGAUUGAGAAGGAAAAGGUGCACAACAUCCUUGAUAUUGGUACUGGGACUGGUAUAUGGGCUAUCACGGUUGCCGAGGAGUUCGAGAAUGCAACAGUAAUUGGCAAUGACCUGAGUGCCAACAUGCCCAACUUCAUACCACCCAACGUCAAGUUUGAGGUUGACGACGUCGAGGAGGAUUGGCUGUACGGCUUCAAAUUUGACUGGAUCUUCUGCAGGUAUAUGGCUGCUAGUAUCCUUGAUUGGCCCAAGUUGGUUGGCAACAUCUACGGAAAUCUGCGUCCAGGUGGUUGGGGCGAGUUCCAGGACUUCGAUCUCCAGUACUACUCCGACGACGGUUCUCUCAAGCCCGACGACCCACUGCUCGUAUGGAUCUCCACGCUUCUCGAUGCCGCUCGCUCCCUCGGGCGCGACCCGAACCCGGGGUCAAAACUCGAGGGCUGGGCCAGAGACGCCGGCUUCAAGAAUAUCGUGCACAAGCGACACAAGAUCCCCAUCGGGCCUUGGGCAAAGGACCCGCUGCUCAAGGAAGUGGGCGCGUGGAACUACAUGCAGGUCAACGGCGGGCUGGAGGGUCUGUCGCUGAGACUGUACACCGGCGUGCUGGGGUGGACCCCCGAGCAGGUCACGGCGCUGCUCAUAGAUGUGCGGAAGAGCUUGAGGAAUCCGCAUGUCCAUGCGAUUCUUGAUUUCCAUGUGGUCUAUGGUCAGAAGCCGUAA
Thyridium curvatum is the source of this 1071-nucleotide messenger RNA. RefSeq lists its product as uncharacterized. NCBI's taxonomy places the organism in Eukaryota, Fungi, Ascomycota, Sordariomycetes, Thyridiales, Thyridiaceae. The record is from RefSeq and is a predicted model, not a curated record. Bases 1 to 1071 code for a protein of 356 amino acids. Gene Ontology annotation, molecular function: methyltransferase activity. The transcript has 9 exons.